AUAUCACAUAUGCUUUCUGAAGAAGACAAACAUGUCUUCACUACAGCGACUCAGGAAUUGCUUACAGACAAUUCUCAGACAGUUGAAGUCCGUUUUCAUGUCGUUACUGAUAAAGCUACGAUUGAGAUGGAAGGCAAGGGGAUGUUGAUGUAUAAUAGAGUAACAGGGGAGGCAAGCCAUACA
Phycomyces blakesleeanus NRRL 1555(-) is the source of this 183-nucleotide messenger RNA. RefSeq lists its product as hypothetical. NCBI's taxonomy places the organism in Eukaryota, Fungi, Mucoromycota, Mucoromycetes, Mucorales, Phycomycetaceae. The record is from RefSeq and is a predicted model, not a curated record. The transcript has a single exon. The annotation marks the transcript as partial.